Penicillium chermesinum is the source of this 1344-nucleotide messenger RNA. Its product is annotated as amine oxidase, flavin-containing superfamily. The record is from RefSeq and is a predicted model, not a curated record. The transcript has 2 exons. Bases 1 to 1344 code for a protein of 447 amino acids. Gene Ontology annotation, molecular function: oxidoreductase activity. NCBI's taxonomy places the organism in Eukaryota, Fungi, Ascomycota, Eurotiomycetes, Eurotiales, Aspergillaceae.
AUGUUGCGAAAAAUAAUCAGGGCUCUAUUUUUCUUCGGAGCUGUCGUGCCUCUGGGUGAAUGCAAAGAUACGAUCGUCCGUGAUGUUGCUAUCAUCGGAGGUGGAGCUUCCGGUACAUUUGCUGCGGUGAGACUUCGAGACAAAGGCCAAUCCGUUAUUUUGAUUGAAAAAGAGGACAUACUGGGUGGGCAUGUCAAUACGUACCACGAUGCUGCUACCAAUCAGACUGUUGACUAUGGGGUCGUGAUCUACCACAACCUCCAGAUUGUCAAAGAUUUUUUCAAUCGACUCGGGGUCUCUUGGACUCUGUCUUCUUUUGACUCAUCGAGCCCGGAAACUCGAUGGCUGGAUCCUAAGACAGCUGACCCAGUCAACUACACCAGUCCCAACCCUGCUAGCGGAAUCCAGGCAUAUGCGGCACAUUUGUCGCAGUACCCGAGCAUUGAACAGGGCUUCUUUCUCCCAGAACCUGUACCAGAAGACCUGCUGUUGCCAUUUGGUCAGUACCUCGCAAAAUACCCAGAGAUUCAAAGCGCCGCCCAGGUCAUUUUCAACUUUGCCCAGGGCCUUGGCGAUUUCCUCCACCAGACUACGCUGUACGUGUUCAAGAAUUUCGGAACCGACAUCAUUAAGGAUACCGAAGGGGGGUUCAUCGUGGCUGAUAAUGGAAAUGACGAUAUCUACAAACACGCUACUGAGCUGCUCGGAAGUGAUGUACUUUUGGGCAGCAAAGUAGUAUCGAUCAAGUCUCGCAAUAAAACCGGUAUCGAUCUCAUCGUUCAAACAACAAAGGGUUAUGAGACAAUCAAAGCCAAAAAGCUCUUGAUCUCUAUACCGCAGAAAUUGGAAAAUCUGCGCCCGUUUGCCCUGGACCAGAAGGAGUCUGCUCUUUUCGGCCAAUUUAAAAACACUGGCUACUACACGAGCCUUGUAAACAACACUGGAUUACCAGCAGGCUUUGUUUCAUUCUCUGUUAGUGCCGAUACACCCUACCAUAUCCCCAAGCUGCCUGGAAUAUACUCGAUUCAGGCGACCGCUGUCCCUGGGUUGUUUGACAUCAAAUAUGGCAGUCCAGGGACCUUGUCAGACCAGUACGUUCAAAAGGAAAUUCUUGCCUACAUUGCAAAGCUCCAAGCAAAUGGAAUUGCGAACAAGACUUCCAACAAGCCACAAUUUUCCCCCAAGGACAGUAUAGCAAAGGGGUUCUACAAAGACCUAUAUGCGUUGCAGGGCUACAGAAAUACGUGGUAUACCGGUGCGGCUUUUGACACCCAAGAUUCAUCUUUGCUGUGGAGCUACACCGAAACAAGCGUGUUGCCUCUUCUUUUGAAUUCAUCGUCUUGA